Messenger RNA from Entrophospora sp. SA101, 194 nucleotides. The record is from the annotation of a GenBank genome assembly. NCBI's taxonomy places the organism in Eukaryota, Fungi, Glomeromycota, Glomeromycetes, Entrophosporales, Entrophosporaceae.
GUAAUCAAUGUAGUGUUUAUGCAAUGGAUUUAAAAUAUGACGCAUCAAUUGAAGCAUUAACAGUAGUCAAAUAUAUUGUCAUCAAAUCUGCAAACAUAAUUCUUAAUAACUUAAGAAAUCCAACAAAUGGAAUUUCCAUAAAAGCCACGAAUUUAAGGGUUACUGUCAAGAGCAAAGGUGUAUCUAUAACAUAG